Ictidomys tridecemlineatus (thirteen-lined ground squirrel) is the source of this 3702-nucleotide messenger RNA. The record is from RefSeq and is a predicted model, not a curated record. NCBI's taxonomy places the organism in Eukaryota, Metazoa, Chordata, Mammalia, Rodentia, Sciuridae.
GGCGGCGCUGCGGGGCGGGCGCAGACUGUGUGUGGAGACGUCCGGCCGGCAGGCGCGCGGAGGAUCGCGCGGGCGCGGCCCCUGCGGGCGCGGCCCCUGCGGGCGGGAGUGUCGGGCGGCCGCAGCCCAGGGACCGCCCGACUCUUGACUGCUGCCGAGAUGAGUACAGUGUCACAGCCGCAGGCCUCUCACAGCCCCCUGGAGCCGCCGCCGGCCACUGCAAUCCUGUGCACCACGUGUGGCUCCGUGUGCAAGGGGGAGGUGCUGCGGGUGCAGAGCAAGUACUUCCACAUCAGGUGCUUCGUCUGCAAAGCCUGUGGCUGUGACCUGGCCGAGGGCGGCUUCUUCGUGCGGCAGGGCGAGUACAUCUGCUCCCAGGACUACCAGCGGCUCUACGGCACCCGCUGCUACAGCUGCGACCAGUUCAUCGAGGGCGAGGUGGUGUCCGCGCUGGGCAAGACCUACCACCCCGACUGCUUCGUGUGCGCCGUCUGCCGGCUCCCCUUUCCCCCCGGGGACCGAGUGACCUUCAACGGCAAGGAAUGUGUGUGCCAGAAGUGCUCCCUGCCCACGGCGCUGGGCAGCAGCGUGCACCUGUCCCAGGGCCUCCGGAGCUGCGGGGGCUGUGGCUCAGAGAUCAAAAACGGCCAGGCCCUGGUGGCUCUGGACAAGCACUGGCACUUGGGCUGCUUCAAGUGCAAGGCCUGCGGGAAGCUCCUGGACGCAGAGUACAUCAGCAAGGAUGGGCUGCCCUACUGCGAGACCGACUACCACGCCAAGUUCGGCAUCCGCUGCGACACCUGUGAGAAGUACAUCACGGGGCGCGUGCUGGAGGCCGGACAGAAGCACUACCACCCCUCGUGCGCGCUCUGCGUCAGGUGUGGCCAGAUGUUUGCGGAAGGCGAGGAGAUGUAUCUUCAAGGUUCCUCCAUCUGGCACCCGGCGUGUCGGCAGGCAGCCAGAACUGAAGACAAGAGCAAGAUGCAGAGCCCUAUCUGCAGCCAGGCCCGCCCGGGCACCACGCCUCAUGCCCUGCAGGACACCAGGACUUCCUCGGAGAGCAUCGUCUCCGUGCCCGCCUCCAGCACCUCAGGGUCUCCCAGCCGCGUCAUCUACGCGAAGCUUGGAGACGAGAUCCUUGACUACAGGGACUUGGCCGCGCUUCCCAAAAGCAAGGCCAUCUACAACAUCGACCGCCCAGACAUGAUCUCCUACUCGCCCUACGUCAGCCACUGCGCGGGCGACAGGCAGAGCUGCAGCGAGUCUCCUCAGUUGCUCUCGCCAACGCCGACUGAGGGGGACCAAGAUGACCGGUCCUACAAGCAGUGCCGGACCUCCAGCCCCAGCUCCACCGGCUCUGUCAGCCUUGGGCGCUACACCCCGACCUCACGGUCGCCCCAGCACUACAGCCGUCCAGGCAGUGAAAGUGGCCGCAGCACCCCCAGCCUCUCGGUGCUCUCGGACAGCAGGCCUCCUUCUUCCACCUACCAGCAGGCCCCGCGCCACUUCCACGUCCCAGACACUGGCGUAAAAGAUAACAUCUAUAGGAAACCCCCUAUCUACAAGCAGCAUGGUCCUGUAGCCCAAUCCCCAAUUUCCAAGCUCUCUGGCCUGGUGUCAGUCUUGUCCUUGGUGGUGCAGGAGGCAGGCUGCUCCAAAAGGCUGACGGGUCCCAGCCCGCCGCAGGCUGCAGCCGCGAGGCGAGUGGACGGGGAGGACGGGAGCUUCGACCAGGAUAACAGGAAGAAGACCAGCUGGCUCCUCCUCAAGGGGGACUCGGACACAAGGACGAACUCUCCAGACCUGGACAUCCAGUCUCUGUCCCACAGCAGUGGAACAGAGCGAGGCCCUCUGCAGAGAGGGCCAGGAGACAGCUUUUCUCCACGGUUCCCCUAUUCCAAAUCCGACUCCCUCCCAAGACAUGGGACGAAUGGCCUGGACCGUCGGAAUGCCAAUGUGGCCCCUGGUGGAGCAGACCCGGAUGCCAGCUGGGGCACGCGAGAGUACAAGGUCUACCCGUAUGACGCGCUCAUCGUCACCAACCGAAUCCGCGUGAAGCUACCCAAAGACGUGGACCGGACGAGACUGGAGAGACACUUGUCACCUGAGGAGUUCCAGGAGGUGUUUGGGAUGAGCAUCGAGGAGUUUGACCGCCUGGCGCUGUGGAAGAGGAACGACCUCAAGAAGAAGGCCCUGCUGUUCUGACGGCCGCCAGCCCUCCCCACGGGCCGCGCCAGGGCAGCGCCAAGGAGCCCCCGCCAGAGCCACACACCCCUCACCCCACACCUCGCCGUGGCUUCUCUGUGUCAGUGGGACGGGUGGGGGCCCCGGGGGAAGCUGGGCUGGGCAGGAGGAGGGCCCCAGCGGGCACAGCCCCCGGCGUGCGGAGAAGCGCCUGCCUCUAGUUUAGGGCCACGACCCCUGGCUGGACUCAGCCCUUCCCAGGGGCCGCUCGGCUUCCGGGCCGAACACCAGACAGGGGUGGCCCACCUUUGGGCACCCCCAGAGUGCCCGGCACUGGGGCGCAGAGGUGGCCAGGACGCGGGCUGUGAGAGGCUCUUCAGUGACAGGCGCUGUCAGAGCCGGUGGCCCCGCCUGGAGGCCGCAGACUCACAGGCCAGGGCAGGAGGCAGAAGGAGAGCCAGGGGCAGAGCCCAGCGCUGGGUGGGCGAGCUUCACACCUGUCCCUGACGGCUCUGGUCAGGAAGGAGCGUCCGCGGGCAGGGUGCCACCGAGCGCUCCAGGCACGGCUCCCUCCAGCCACCCCCUGAGGCCUAAGUGAGACCUUUCAAGUAACACAGAAGUCUUUAUUUUUAGAAAAGUAUAGCUCACUCACACAUAGGACGACACCCGCGCAGAGCGUAGCUCUACACUACAGGGGAAGGGGAGCACCUCUGCCUUACGCCCCACCGUGCGGGCCCCUGUGGCCCCGGCUCGUGGCGUCCCCGAGAGACAGGACCCUCAAGAGUUUCCUCUUGUCUUUCCCUGUGUGUGUCACGUAGACGCCCUGAAGCCUGACCCUCUGAGUGACGCUGUGUGUAAGUCCGUGUGACUCGUGGCUGCCAAGGCUCCUUGGCCUCAUUUUUCCAAGUCUCCCCCAGUGGCUCUGGAAUAAAGGUCUCCCCGUAGCCAGCCUGGUCCCCUGUGGCCUCCGGGGCACCGUCCUGGUGGUGGCCAGCGGCGCCUCGCCUUAUCCACUGUAAGACAAGCCACACUCGUGGGGACCCUGUCCCCGUGCACCUCCCCCACACAGGCACCAAACACUUUUGGAGGAGAAGGUGGAGCCCUUGUCGCCUCCAAUCUGUGAGGCCAGCAGAGUGUGGGGUGGAGGGAGCAGGAGGCUGGCUGAUGGGCCCCCCAGGUGACACGCACUGUCUGCAUUGAUAGGUGGGCAGGGCACUGACGAGGUGCAGAGGAGGGUGGGUGGAAACCGGGGUCAGUUUCUGGCCCUGUGGGUCCCGCCCAGCCCUGCCCCUGAGUCGUCCCUACUCAGCUUCCUCACAGUCCUGGACACACCAAGUUCCACUUGGCCCUCAGCUUCUCACCAGCCCAGCUGUUCCACAGAGGGGACUUCUAGCUCCUAAUGCUUCCUGCCAUUUAGCCACCCGAGCCUGCGCAACUGGAAACCCUGUCCCCUCCCUCCCGCCCGGUGUCAAGUCUGACCCCAGGAAGUCUGGGGUAAUAAAAGACGCCCUACUGUAA